CUUCCAUCACCUGCCUGCCGAGCCGGUCCCAGUAGCAAGAACUCGCCCAAACCGCCGUCCCACCUCUGCCGAAGCAACCAUGGCCGACAGGCGGUGCACCCAGAGGCCACAAGGCCACCGCGGGAGCCCUAGCGCUAGCGCCCCGACUCGAGCCCGAGCCGCACCCCGAAACUUCAAACCGACCGAGCCGCGGCAGCGCGGGGUGGAAGCAGGCGUUUGAAAAGCGCCGCCGAUCCGCCGCCAAAUUAUCCAACGACCUCGCGUGAAGCCGUGAAUUCUCCCCGCCCCGUCCAAACCCACUCAGAUCUACGGGGUGGAAAGAAAAUAGAAAAAAAAUACUUGCAGCAAGGGAUUCCCUCCUCUCCCCUCUCCGCCGCUUCAACCAAACCCUCCGAGCUCGCGCGCCCGCGAUGGACGCCCCCGCCGCCGCCGGGCCCUCCUCCUCCGGCGUGGAGGCUCCCGCGCAGCCCCCGCCCCCGCCGAUGGCUCCUCAGGUGGCCGUGCAGGGCGCCGGCUCCGGCGCCGUCCUGGGGCGCGCCUGCCGCCACCACGCGUACAGCCGCAAGCAGAAGUCGCUCGGCUUGCUCUGCUCCAACUUCGUGGCGCUGUACGAUCGGGAUGACGUGGAAGCGGUGGGGCUGGACGACGCGGCCAAGCGGCUCGGCGUCGAGCGGCGCCGGAUCUACGACAUCGUCAACGUGCUCGAGAGCGUCGGGAUUCUUGUGAGGAAGGCCAAGAAUCGGUAUGCAUGGCUUGGCUUCGGGGAAGUCCCUGCGAAGCUGAAGGAACUCAAGGAGAGGGCAUUGAGGGAAAUGUCUGGUUCAGCGGUGUCACUGCCCCUGGAGGGAUCAUCUGCUGCUAAUGCCUCGGAUGAUGAAGAUGAUGAUAAAAUGGGCGACGCUGAUGAAGAUGCUGAGAGCGAGAAGCUCAGCCAAUCGGUGGACAAUCUGUCUGAUAAGCCUGACGCACCCUGCUGCCGGCUCAGAUCUGAUCAUAGGAAGGAGAAGUCGCUUGGACUGCUCACUCAGAAUUUCGUCAAGCUCUUCCUUACCAUGGAGGUAGAGACGAUCUCACUUGAUGAAGCUGCACGGCUACUCCUUGGAGAGGGACAUGCAGAAAGCAAUAUGAGAACAAAGGUCCGGCGAUUGUACGACAUUGCCAAUGUAUUGUCUUCUUUGAACCUAAUUGAGAAGACACAACAAGUGGAUACAAGAAAACCUGCAUUCCGGUGGCUGGGCCAGGCAAAGCGAAAGCAAGAGAAUACUGUCACGGUUGCUUUACCCCUAGCCAGGAAGACAAUGCCUAACAAGAGGGCAUUUGGUACUGAUCUUACAAACAUUGACAAUAAACGGGGCAAGAUGGACUCUGCAACAGAGAACAAAGGCAAGCUCUUGCAGGGUGGUGGCAACGUAGUGAAAGCUUUUGACAGGCAGCUGGGGCAAGGGAGCAGGAGUGACUUCGUUUAUGGACCCUUCCAUCCUGCUGGUGUAAGGAAACAGGAAAUCGAUGAUCAAACAGUUAGGGACAAGGAGAGGAAGAGUAUUCAGGACUGGGAGAACCUUGCUGUGUCCUUCCGCCCGCAAUAUCAAAAUAAAGCAUUGAACGAUCUUUUCGGUCAUUAUGUGGAAGCAUGGGAGUCAUGGUACUUGGGUCUUACACGGGAAACAGCAUCAUGAAAUAGAAUUUAAGCAGGUCUGUGUUGUAAACCAGUUCCAAUAUGCUGAUGAACUCAGCUGUUUAUGCAUGCUUAGGAAUUCCACUUGUACAAGGUAUCAUAAAAGACAGGCAUUAGUGGCCUUUGAUUGAUUGUAUUUACUAAAUGCAAGAAACUGAAGGCCAUUUUAUCAAAAAGAAGAAAAAGAGAGAGGCCAGGUUAUCAGUUAGUUUCGAGAA
Messenger RNA from Phragmites australis (common reed), 1893 nucleotides. RefSeq names its product E2F transcription factor-like E2FE. The transcript is spliced from 10 exons. Bases 411 to 1676 code for a protein of 421 amino acids. Gene Ontology annotation, cellular component: RNA polymerase II transcription regulator complex. Gene Ontology annotation, molecular function: DNA-binding transcription factor activity, RNA polymerase II-specific; RNA polymerase II cis-regulatory region sequence-specific DNA binding. Lineage: Eukaryota; Viridiplantae; Streptophyta; Magnoliopsida; Poales; Poaceae. The record is from RefSeq and is a predicted model, not a curated record. Gene Ontology annotation, biological process: regulation of transcription by RNA polymerase II.